CCUCUCUCUCUCUCUCUCUCUUAAUUCCCCCCUCUUCCCUAAGCCUCCCCCACCCCGGCGACCAUCCCGCCACCAACCAUCCACCCAGCGCCCCGGCGGGCCCCUCCCGCAUCCCCUCCACCCCAACCCACUGGCGACUCCUUGUCCUCCCGGCACCCCUCGUUCCCCCGGCUGCCGACGCCCGCUCCUCCCGACCCCAUCCAUGCGUCUGCCUUCCUCUCUACUGACGACAAGCAACCAUUUCUUCCCACCAUGGAGAGGGAGAGACCGCCACUCAUCCCUCUCUGAUCGACCUUACCUCACGAGCAGCAACAGUGGAGGCUGCAACAGCGUCCUCGUCCUAUCCAUACCCGCUCAAAGGCAGAGAUGGAAGCUGCUGUCGAGGCCGAGGCCGAGGCCGAAGCCGAAGCCGAAGCGUAGGUGUAAGUGUAGCGCCAGCAGCUUCUCAGCGGCAGCCCAGGAGGAGGAGAACCCUCCAACCCAAAGGCAGCAAAGGCGGCAGCAGCAGCGGCAGAAGCCCAAGUCAGAACCCGAUGUCGUUGACCCUGUCGGCUUUCUCACCAAGCUUGGCAUCUCCGAUAGGGCCUUCGCCCAGUUCCUCCGUGAUCGGCAUAAGGUGUUGAAGGACCGCAGGUUUGAGCUGUAUUCGCGUUUUAUCGAUCUCAAGGAGGCAUCUUCUGGAUACGAAAUACUGGGUAUGCAUCGGCACCGACAGCAUCGAGUUGAUUUCAUGGAGUGGGCCCCAGGUGUUCGAUAUUGUUCUCUUGUUGGUGAUUUUAAUGAUUGGUCGCCAACAGAAAAUAGUGCAAGAGAAGGACACUUGGGACAUGAUGAUUUCGGAUAUUGGUUUAUCAUACUUGAAGAUAAGCUAAAAGAUGGGCAACAACCAGAUGAGUAUUAUUUCCAAGAAUAUAAUUAUGUGGAUGAUUAUGAUAAAGGUGACAAUGGUGUUAAUGUUGAAGAAUUACUCAAGCGCAUGAAUGAUGAAUAUUGGGAACCAGGAGAAAUUUGGUCUCGCAAGUCUCGCUUAGAGAUGGUUGCCAAGUUGUACGAACAGAUAUUCGGCCCUAAUGGUCCCCAGACAGAAGAAGAGUUGGGUGAAAUACCUGAUGCUGAAACCCGAUACAAUGAGUGGAAAGAGUCGCAGAGGAUUGACUUUACAAACCAUUUACUGUCUUUUGAUGUUAUUGAUAAUGGACAGGAGAGUGAUAUCUAUAAUGUUGUAUGUGAUCCACUAUCAAGUGAGAAAUUUCGAACAAAGAAACCUCCAAUUGCAUACUGGAUUGAAAUGCGUAAAGGACGAAAAGCAUGGAUAGAAAAAUAUGUGCCUGCUAUUUCUCAUGGAAGCAGGUAUAGAAUUUAUUUUAAUACACCUGAAGGGGCUUUGGAACGAGUUCCUGCUUGGGCUACCUAUGUUCUUCCAGAUGCUUCAAAAAUAAAAUUUUUUCUUUGCACAGGUCUUGGGAUCCUGGUAUUUCUAGAUAUUGUCCACUCGUAUGCGUCAGCAGAUGAAUCAGUUGGGUUAGCUCUGUUCGAUGGAUCAAAUGACUGCUAUUUUCACACUGGAAAACGAGGUCAUCACAAAUAUUGGGGCACAAGAAUGUUUAAAUAUGGUGAUGUUGAUGUCUUGCACUUUCUUUUAUCCAACUUGAAGUGGUGGGUAACUGAGUACCGGAUCGAUGGAUUCCAGUUUCACUCACUCUCUUCAAUGAUAUAUACUCAUAAUGGUUUUGCUACGUUUACCGGGGCCAUGGAGGAGUUUUGUAAUCAAUAUGUUGACAAGGAUGCUUUGACAUACCUAAUUCUAGCGAAUGAGAUGCUGCAUGAACUUAAUCCAGAUAUUAUAACCAUUGCAGAAGAUGCAACAUUUUAUCCUGGAUUGUGUGAGCCAACCACUCAAGGUGGAUUGGGAUUUGACUACUGGGUCAAUCUUUCUAUUCCAGAAAUGUGGUUAUGGCAUCUUGAAAAUGUUCCGGACAAGGAUUGGAGCAUGAAUAAGAUUAUGCAAGUGUUAGUAACCAAGCAAGAAUGCCAUUGUAAUAUGCUUUCGUAUGUGGAGAACCAUAAUCAGUCCAUAUCAGGAGGAAAGUCUUUUGCAGAUAUUCUUUUCAACAAGCCAAAAGAACAAUCUGUUGCAUCUGAGGAUAUUGUUUUCAGAGGUUUACAAUUGGUCAAAAUGAUUAAACUGAUUACAUUUACAACUAGUGGGCAUGCAUAUCUCAAUUUUAUGGGCAAUGAAUUUGGACAUCCAAAUAGGGUGGAGUUUCCUAUGUCAAGCAACAACUAUUCCUUCAUGUUCGCUAAUAGGCAAUGGGAGCUACUAAUGGACAAAGGCAUUCACAGUAACCUUUUCAACUUUGAUAUGGACAUGAUGAGCUUGGAUGAAAAUGAAAGGAUACUUUCUAGAAGUUCACCCAGUGUUCACCAUUGUAAUGAUUUGACUAUGGUGGAAGCAGCCUGCACGGGUGUGUGUGCCAGACCCGCCGAACGGACAGAGUUAUUCCUGUUCGUCCAAGGCGUCACAAUCCGUAUAAUUCAAAACAUUCCAAACAUGAAUAGAAUUCAUAUAUAGAUUGUAUAAGGAGAGUAUCAUAAAU
Molecule: messenger RNA, 2597 nt
Organism: Ananas comosus (pineapple)
Lineage: Eukaryota; Viridiplantae; Streptophyta; Magnoliopsida; Poales; Bromeliaceae
Product: 1,4-alpha-glucan-branching enzyme 3, chloroplastic/amyloplastic-like
Exons: 16
Coding region: 203-2572 (789 amino acids)
Biological process (GO): glycogen biosynthetic process
Cellular component (GO): cytoplasm
Molecular function (GO): hydrolase activity, hydrolyzing O-glycosyl compounds; 1,4-alpha-glucan branching enzyme activity
Source: RefSeq, a predicted model, not a curated record